CGCGGCGACAGGCCAGAGCCCUGCGACAGUCCUCGGGGCCCGGGCGGCGGCACUGCAGCCAUGUUCGGGUCCAGCCGCGGCGGGGUGCGCGGCGGGCAGGACCAGUUCAACUGGGAGGACGUGAAGACCGACAAGCAGCGGGAGAACUACCUGGGCAACUCGCUGAUGGCGCCGGUGGGCCGCUGGCAGAAGGGCCGCGACCUCACCUGGUACGCCAAGGGCCGGGAGCCGCGCGCUGGACCCAGCCGCGAGGAGGAGCUGGCGGCCGUGCGGGAGGCGGAGCGCGAGGCGCUGCUGGCCGCGCUAGGCUACAAGAACGUGAAGAAGCAGCCCACCGGCCUGAGCAAAGAGGACUUCGUGGAGAUCUGCAAGCGGGAAGCCGGCGACCCGGAGGAGAAGGGCGUGGAUCGGCUGCUGGGGCUGGGCAGCUCCAGUGGCUCCGCGGGCCGAGUGGCGCUGUCCCGGGAGGACAAAGAGGCUGCCAAGCUGGGGCUGUCGGUGUUCACGCACCACCGCGUAGAGAAUGGAGGGCGGGGGACCUCACCGGCCUCAGCCAGGAGGAAACCGCGCGCCGAGGACAAGGCGGAGCCUGACUCUGAGAGCCACAGGAAAAGCAAGAAAGAAAAGAAGAGAAAGAAGAAGAAGAAACACAAGAAACAAAAGAAGAAAGACAAGGAGCACAGGAGAGGGGCCACUACCUCUUCCUCGUCCCCAUCCCCUGCUCGGCCUGAACCCCGCCAGCGUGACUGCAACUCCCCCUGCUGCAAGAAGAGGCGGUGUGACAGCAGGGACAGUGGGAGGAGCCCCUCCCGCCAGCGGCACGCCAGAGACUCUGAUGCCUGAGACCCUGCCGUGGAGGCCUGUGCAGGUCCCAGUGGGCACCUCCCUCAGGGUGCCCUUCCUGUUCAGGUCGAGGCAGAGGGACCCUAGCCUUGCCUGCUGGGCUUCAGGAGCAGGGGCCUGCUUUGUGGAACUUCCUCCAGGUCCCAGUGAAGGGAGACUGCGAGCCCAGGGUGCCCUCUGUGGCCCUGCCUCAGCCCCCGGCCCUCCCGGCACAGGGGAGCCUGUGUUCCAGGACAGGUCUCUUCUCUGUCCUGUCUCCCACCGCAGCCUCCCCAGGCCGGCCCUCCUGAGGCUGUAGCUAUGGCUGAGUGUGGCUACUUCUAUUUUUCUUUACAUCAGUUUUGUACUUCAGUUUAUAUUAAAAGCAAAGUGUAUCAUCACAGAAUGGAAGGUGGCCCCAGCACCUGUCCUUCCUGUCCAGGGCCCUAGUGACCACUAACACCCUAAGGGAGCCCCUCGUGCUCCCACAUGGCCAGGGUAGAACCUUGGGAGGACUCCCCGAGAGGGACGACAGUGUGGGGGCAGCUUGGGAGUGGGGGCCUGCAGGGAGCCAAAGGCCCCCAGGGCCCACCUGCCUGCCUGCUCACCUGUGGAAGCCCUGUUCUGCCAUCCUACAAGGGACUGCAGGACUGCUUCUGGGGACAUGAAGGUGCUGGAGCUUAUAGGUGUGGACAGACAGCCCAGCCUGCGCUCCUGUGUGCUUGUGCACACACACAGGAAACCUUUUCUGUGGGGAUGGGGUAAGAUCCAGACCACACCCCAGCCCCUCUGCAGGUCCUCACCCUGCAGGUGGCCAGCUAGAGCUGAGAUUGUGCUCAGGUGAAGGCAGGCAGGGACACCUGGCCAGGGCAGUGGUCCACAGAGGGCAAGGUAUCAAGAGGAACUGAGGGAGGCCCCAUACUGUUUUCUGCCUGGGGGUGGGGGCUGCAGGCAGGAACAGCUGGCAGCCUCUGUCCCAGGUGGUGGGGUUAAACGGCAGGACAGACCUGAGCUAGGCUGGGACGCAGAGCACCACGUGAAGCCUACAU
This is a messenger RNA of Lepus europaeus (European hare), 1871 nucleotides long. It is a transcript of the gene C4H1orf35, whose product is annotated as chromosome 4 C1orf35 homolog. The record is from RefSeq and is a predicted model, not a curated record. NCBI's taxonomy places the organism in Eukaryota, Metazoa, Chordata, Mammalia, Lagomorpha, Leporidae. The transcript is spliced from 7 exons. Bases 61 to 843 code for a protein of 260 amino acids.